GAGGUAUUCAUGGCCCUCGGCCGGGAUGCCGAGCGGGCAGACGGUGCCGGCGCAGAGGGGCACUCCGACCCGCUCGGCCCGGAGCCCGAGCUGGCGGAGGCGGGCGCGGAGCCGGGCCGCGGCGGGUGGGUGCGCACGGCGGCGGCGGUGA
This is a messenger RNA of Prorocentrum cordatum, 151 nucleotides long. The record is from the annotation of a GenBank genome assembly. NCBI's taxonomy places the organism in Eukaryota, Dinophyceae, Prorocentrales, Prorocentraceae.